Xiphophorus hellerii (green swordtail) is the source of this 5472-nucleotide messenger RNA. It is a transcript of the gene sec24c, whose product is annotated as SEC24 homolog C, COPII coat complex component. Gene Ontology annotation, cellular component: COPII vesicle coat; endoplasmic reticulum exit site. Bases 164 to 3925 code for a protein of 1253 amino acids. Gene Ontology annotation, biological process: intracellular protein transport; COPII-coated vesicle cargo loading; endoplasmic reticulum to Golgi vesicle-mediated transport. The record is from RefSeq and is a predicted model, not a curated record. The transcript is spliced from 25 exons. Lineage: Eukaryota; Metazoa; Chordata; Actinopteri; Cyprinodontiformes; Poeciliidae. Gene Ontology annotation, molecular function: SNARE binding; zinc ion binding.
CAGCAGUUCCGCUGAAUGUCCGCUUCUGCUACCAAGAAGGGAUUAGUGAGCAACACCCCGAGACGGCUUCGAGUUCAGUCGGCCACAGGGCUUCUCCGUUUGCCACGAACAACGGAUUGCCUUACUAUUUACACCUCUACCGAGCUUUAGGGAUGAACUGAAGAUGAAUGUAAACCAGCACACUCCAAUGGCCUCUCCCUACGGCCAGGCCCAGCCUGGCUACGCUCAGCCCGGCUACGCCCCCCUGGACGGAGGAUACCCUGCCCCCUAUGCACCUUACAACGGCCCCGCUUCAGCCUAUCAGCCUGGCGUUCCUCCACAAGGUUAUUCUCCUUUCACAAGCUUUCCCUCUAAGGCUGUGGCAGUCAACCCAGUCUCUGACCUCUCCUCUCCUCUUGACUUAGGUCAGGCUCGGGGUCCUCCCACCUCUGCACCACCUCCUGUCUCAGCCCCUCAACAGUAUAACCAGUACAGCCACAGUCAGGGGGACAUGCAGAAUGGACCCCCACCUAUGACACAGGCACCACCCAGGCCUGCUGUAGCCCAGUCAUACAACCAGGGACAUAUGAACAUGACCGGGCCGCACCCUUCCUAUCCGCAACACUACGGACCUCCACCCACAAUGCAACAAGUCACCAGUCAGAUGACUGGGAUGCAGAUCACGUCCGGACCACCAACCCCUGCAGGGCCAGGAUAUGCUCCUCCUCACAGCUCCCAGCCCCCCAUCAGUACCUACUCUGCCCCACCCCAGCCCUCCUACACCCAGGCUCCACCUCCCGCUUCAUCUGCUCCCACCCAGCCUCCAUCUCCAGGUGUUUCUGCAGCUUCUCAGCAAUACUACGGCGUCCCUCCGCUUCCUUCGCAGCAGCCGUUCGACUCGUCUCGUCCCCCCACCUCCCAGCAGCAGUUCACGUCUUCUGCUCCACCUCCGCCCUCCCAGCAGACUUUCCCCCCCUCCUCUUUUUCGGGUCCCCCAACUCGCCCCCAAGCUGUGCCGGUGUCUCAGCCUCAGCCGCCCUUCUCUGCUGCUCCGCCCUCUUUGUCAUCAGCACCUCCACCGGUUAGCCAACCUGGCUUUGCUGGCGGCCCGCCUCCGAUCGCUCAAGGCUCCUUUCCACCUCAGCUGACACCGCCUUCCUCUCAGCCAGGGUCUUUUCCUCCGCCUGGGCCUCCCCCCACCUCAGUGGCCUCGGGUCAGUACCCCCCCAUGUCUCAGCCACAUCAGCCCCCUGCAGCCCAGCCGUCACCGUACUACUCAGGACCGCCGCCUCCCAGGGCUCAGAUGCCUCCAACAUCUAUGGGACAGAGCAACCACCUGCCUCCAGGACCGCAGGGUCCACUGGGUCAACAGGGGCCUCCGGGGCCCCUGCAGCAGCCCCCUAUUCAGCCUGGCAUGCAGACAGGAUACCCUCCUCAACAAAAUGGUGCGUUUGGCCAGGCCAGAAGCCCCCAGCCUGGAUAUGCAGGUCCGUAUCCUGGACAACCAAACUACGGAGCCCCGGCACCGGCUCCCACCGCUGCUCCUGCUCCACAGAAGAGACUUGAUCCGGAUGCUAUUCCCAGCCCGCAAGCGUCUGACAUGCCGGCUGUGCAGAAAUCAAGACAUAGAAUAGAUCCAGAUGCUAUCCCCAGCCCAAUCCAGGUAAUAGAAGACGACAAGGCUAAGUCCAAUGAGCCAUUCACAACAGGGGUCAGAGGUCAGGCUCCACCUCUGGUCACAACCAACUUUCAGGUCAAAGAUCAAGGAAAUGCCAGUCCCAGGUUUAUCCGCUGUACGGCCUACAACAUGCCUUGUACGUCCGACAUGGCCAAGCAGUCGCAGGUCCCCCUGGCUGCUGUAAUCAAGCCCCUCGCCACGCUGCCCCCCGAUGAGGCCCCUCCAUACGUGGUGGACCACGGCGAGACCGGUCCGAUCCGCUGCAACCGAUGCAAGGCCUACAUGUGUCCGUACAUGCAGUUCAUAGAGGGAGGUCGCCGCUUCCAGUGUGGCUUCUGCAGCUGUGUCACAGAGGUGCCUCCACAUUACUUCCAGCAUCUGGAUCACACCGGGAAGAGAGUGGACUGCUACGAUCGUCCAGAGCUGUCGCUGGGCUCCUACGAGUACCUGGCAACAGUUGACUACUGCAAGAACAACAAGCUUCCUCAGCCUCCAGCCUUCAUCUUCCUCAUCGACGUGUCCUACAACGCAGUGAAGAGCGGGAUGGUCAGCAUAAUCUGUAACGAGCUCAAGAGUCUGCUGGAUCUUCUGCCCAGGCAAAACCCGGAGGUGGAUUCUGUGAUUCGGGUUGGUUUCGUCACCUACAACAAGGUGUUGCAUUUCUACAACGUGAAGUCGACCCUCGCCCAGCCCCAGAUGCUGGUGGUGUCAGACGUGUCGGACAUGUUUGUGCCGCUGCUCGACGGCUUCCUGGUGAAUGUGAACGAAAGCAGACAAGUCAUCGAGAGUUUGUUGGAUCAGAUCCCAGAGAUGUUUGCUGACACCAGAGAGACAGAGACGGUCUUUGGACCCGUCAUCCAGGCGGGACUGGAAGCAUUAAAGGCGGCUGACUGUGCCGGGAAGCUGUUUGUGUUUCACACCUCUUUGCCCAUCGCAGAAGCUCCUGGAAAACUGAAAAACCGAGAAGAUAAGAAGCUAAUCGGGACUGACAAGGAAAAGACUCUGUUUCAGCCGCAGGUCGGAGUCUACAACAACCUGGCUAAGGAGUGUGUGGCUCAGGGCUGCUGCGUGGAUCUUUUCCUGUUCCCUAAUCAGUACGUGGAUGUGGCAACGUUAGGAGUGGUUCCUGUCUCCACUGGAGGCUCCGUCUACAAAUACACAUAUUUUCAGGCUCAGACGGAUCAAGAGCGAUUCCUGAACGACCUGAGGCGAGACGUUCAGAAACAAGUCGGGUUUGACGCCGUGAUGAGGGUCCGGACGAGCACAGGGAUCCGGGCCACAGAUUUCUUCGGAUCGUUCUACAUGAACAACACCACGGAUGUAGAGCUGGCGGGGCUGGACUGCGACAAGGCCAUCACUGUUGAGUUCAAACACGACGACAAGCUCAGCGAGGAGACGGGAGCGCUCAUGCAGUGUGCCGUUCUGUACACCAGCUGCAGCGGUCAGAGGCGCCUGCGCGUCCACAACAUGGCGGUGAACUGCUGCGCGCAGCUGGCCGAUCUCUACCGCAACUGUGAGACCGACACAAUCAUCAACUACUUCGCCAAAUAUGCUUUCAGGGGUAUUGCGAACAAUCCCACCAAGGCUGUGAGGGACACUCUGGUCAACCAGUGUGCUCAGAUUCUGGCCUGCUAUAGGAAGAACUGUGCCAGUCCAUCAUCUGCUGGUCAGCUCAUCCUGCCGGAGUGCAUGAAGCUCCUCCCCGUUUACCUGAACUGCGUGAUGAAGAGCGACGUCCUGCUGCCAGGAGCCGACGUCUCGUUGGACGACAGGGCUUACCUCAAGCAGCUGAUCGGCUGCAUGGACGUCGCAGAGACGCACGUCUUCUUCUACCCCCGCCUGCUGCCAGUGAUGAAGUUGGAAAGCGGGUCGUUGCCGGUGGCGGUGAGGGACUCCGAGGAGCGGCUGUCUAAAGGCGGAGUUUACCUGAUGGAGACGGGGCUCCACCUCUUCCUGUGGGUGGGAGCCAGCGUUCAGCAGGAGCUGCUGCUCAACAUCUUCGGCACGCCGAGCUUCAGCCAGAUCGAUCCGAACAUGAUCAGUCUGCCUGUUCUGGACAAUCCGUUCUCACAAAGACUCAGAGAAGUCGUCGACUCCUUCAGAGCGCAGCGAUCACGAUACAUGAAGCUGAUGGUGGUAAAACAGGAAGACCGAGCCGAACUGACAUUCAGGCACUUUCUAGUGGAGGACAAGAGCGCCAGCGGCGGAGCGUCGUACGUUGACUUCCUGUGUCACAUGCACAAGGAGAUCCGCCAGCUUCUCAGCUAAGGGCCCGGAGAUUCCCACCUUUCACCCAUGAGCUCCAGAAACUCCUCCACCCCACCCCCCCCCCCCCCCCCCUCCAGUCACCUUUCACCCUGCAAAUGAUUUUUUUUUCCUUUUCUUUUUUUUUUUUAAUCCUACAAAAUAAAACUCUCCUUGCUGUCUUGUCAGCCAAGGUCCGGCUCUCAGAUCAGAUCUUGUACGAUCGUUUGUGUGUGAGUGAGAGACGGAAAAGCUUUACUCCGCCUCAGAUCUGCUGCACCUGCACGUCCAGGGCGCAGCCGACGAGGAAGGGCGACGAGCGUAAACACAAGAGAACAACUAUGUAUGCAACAGACCGAUGACGAAAGAGAAAGCUUGAUAACUGUAGUUGUACUGUCUGCAUUAAUAGCACUGAAAGGCUUUUCUUUUUUUGGUUGGGGAGGGCUUGAGCGACUUGGAAAGCAGAACUUUUUUUUAUAUAUGAUUGAGUCCCGAUAGAGUGAUAGACAUCUAUGUAUGGAAAUAAAACUAAAUAAAUGCUGUUCUAGAUGUCUCUUAUCCACUUUAAUCAUGGCCUUAGUCCCCCAUGCUGCUCCAAUUCGUCUGUCUGUGUGUGUGUGUGUGUGUGUGUGUGUGUGUGUGUGUGGGGGUGGAUUUUGAGAUGUGAAAGGAUUAGCCGCCUUUUUUUUUUUUUUUUUUAAAUCAGCCACUGUUGCAUCAUCUGAAUUUAAACUGACACAAAAAUGAUUUAAAUUCAAAUUAAAUAUCAGAUUAAACUGAAAGAUCUCUUAAGUAAAUAAAUAACAAUCAGUUUUAAAUGUGGCAACAUCUGGCUCCGUAAUCUGAUGCAAACAAGAUGUGCACUUCUGAUCACUUUUUGUUUCUGCGCAGCAUCGAAAACAAACAGGUUGAUCUCAGAGGUUUUAGUUGCUUUUUAAUUCAAAUGUGAAGGAAGCUUUAGGAGUACUGACGUGCAACGCUGCAGACUUUAUAACCGAAUCGGAGGCGCCGGGUGUGUAAAAGCGGAGUCUCCGGCUGAAAGAACCGAACAGAGAAUGAUGGCAGAUGAGCCAACUUUCACUCGUAUCCGCACUGAGCAGCUGCUGAGCUUUUCAGUGUGUAAAUAAAAUAUAUGAUGUGUACAGAAUUAAUAGAAAAUAACAAUUUUAAAGACCUGGCAGAGCAGCCAGGGUGUCGUGGUUUCUCUUGACAUGAACUGAGAUUUAAAAAUUGUGGAUUUACUCGAGAGAUGGGCUUUUUGAUAUGUUUCUGUGUGUGUGUGUGUGUGAAUGUGGGGUCGGUCCUGGUGAAUUUCUCACGGGGAACAGAGGGAUCUGCCAACACACACGACCUUUAGCAUGAUCUCAUUUAUCACUUUCUGUUUUAACGAUGUGAUUUUUGUGUCCAGUGUGUGCGUGUUCAGCCCUCUGUUCUGUCUUUGUUCGCCGGUUCUGAUCGACCCGCCAUCUUUACUGUAAUCUUAAUUUCUGUUCCUCCAUUUUUUUUUCUUCCUCUUUUUGUUUUUCCAUUGCCUCCUGGGACUGCUAAUAAAAUGAUUGUUUAAAGUGAAA